Molecule: messenger RNA, 900 nt
Organism: Carya illinoinensis
Lineage: Eukaryota; Viridiplantae; Streptophyta; Magnoliopsida; Fagales; Juglandaceae
Product: protein FAR-RED IMPAIRED RESPONSE 1-like
Exons: 2
Coding region: 1-900 (299 amino acids)
Source: RefSeq, a predicted model, not a curated record
AUGGGAGAAGGGGAAGAACAUGCAUUUGAUAGACCAGAAGAGAGGGAAACUGAAGAUGGCAGUCCAGGUGAACGGGAAAUCGACGAUUGCACUCCUGGUACAUCACAUGUAGUGCCAUCGUCGAAAGGUGAUGAUAUGAUUGAGGAGCCAAAGUCGGGCAUGGAGUUCAAUUCAUUUGAAGAUUUGUUUAGCUAUUAUAAGCAGUAUGCUAAGAAAUGCAGGUUUGGGGUAAUGACACAAAGGAGUGAGAAGUCAGAGGAUCAAAGUGUCAGAUAUGUUACUCUUGGUUGUGCACAGGGAAGGAAGGCACGGAUUAAGACAUCCAAUGUUGCCAACCCACAUCCGACGGGAAAGACAAACUGCAAGGCAAGAAUAAAUGUGUUGAGAGUCAAUGGAAAGAUGCGGUUGACAACAGUCAAUAAUUCACAUAAUCAUGUUAUCAGCCUACAGAAAUCUCGCUUCUAUCGAUGUAACAGAGAAGUGAGUGAGACAGUUAAAAGAGUCCUUGACACCAACGAUUUAGCUGGUAUCCGACUGAACAAGAGUUACGGGUCUCUUGUAGUUGGCGCAGGUGGCUUUGAGAACCUGCCAUUUCUGGAAAAGGAUUGUCGCAAUUACAUCGACAAAGCUCGUCAUCUACGACUUGGUGCAGGUGGUGCUGGAGUACUUCGUGAUUAUUUCUUAAGGAUGCAGUACAAGAAUCAUGGAUUUUUUGCAUUGAUGGAUUUAGACAAUGACGGGAGGUUAAAAAAUAUUUUUUGGGCAGAUCUACGUAGUCGGGCAGCCUAUAAGUAUUUUGUGAGGACACGAAGACGUUUAUAUGGCUUUUCCAAACCUGGUUGCAAUGUAUGGACGGAGAAGCUCCAAAGGCGAUUAUUACUGAUCAAGACAGAGCAAUGA